Molecule: messenger RNA, 2163 nt
Organism: Xenia sp. Carnegie-2017
Lineage: Eukaryota; Metazoa; Cnidaria; Anthozoa; Malacalcyonacea; Xeniidae
Product: protein phosphatase 1 regulatory subunit 36-like
Exons: 17
Coding region: 419-1606 (395 amino acids)
Biological process (GO): negative regulation of phosphatase activity
Molecular function (GO): phosphatase binding
Source: RefSeq, a predicted model, not a curated record
UUUUUCGAUAUUGACGGAAUAUGUUCUUCAUAUCUCUUCACAAAAUUGCAAAAUUUCAGACGUCUGCAGGAAUUUAAAAUAAAGUUAUAAAGCUUAAAUUAGAGUUAGGAGUUAGUACUAUGGUAAAGAAAACGAUUAGUAAUACAAAUAAUGGGAUUGUGACAGUGAGUAGUUAAGAGCAAUUGUCUAUGGUAAUAGGCCUAGCGUGUUAAUCUUCGUGCUGUUGUAAGUUUUAGUGCUGGUGAAACGUUGGCAUGAUCGAUUCCUUUCAAUGCCUCUAAACUUCUAAGGAUCACCUCAUGAAUUGUGUUGUACGUCAUGUGCAUUACUUUUGCACUCAACCGAAUUGGACGCAACAUUGAUUGAAGUGUACUCAAGAAAGUUGACAUAAGUGCAUUAUUGACAUCAAAACGAGAAAAUGUUACCAGUUCAUCUGAAUAACCAAUGGAUUUGGAAGGACGAGACUGAUACAUUGGAACUCGUCAAAAACACUAGCUAUUCAGAACUCGCCACAUCAGACAAGAAAGUUUCAAAGCCACAGACAGCUGCACAUCAAAGACAAAAUGAUAGGAUUGCUGUGUUGGAUUCAUUUGGGAAAUAUUGUGGAAGAUAUAAUGUGGCUACAUCAGUGAGAAUUUCAUCAGCACGACCAGGAGUUCUGGAACAUGAUUUUGUCACCUUACAUGAUGUUAAAAUGGCUGCCAAAAACAUUUUUAAGACAAAUAAGAAUAACCUGUUGUUUUCAGACUUGUAUUUUGGCUCUGUUCAACUUGAUAAUUUUCUUUAUGCCAUUCUUCAUUAUUUUGAUGCUUUCUUUGAGAGAAAGACAUUGGAAGAAAAAGCAAAACCAAUGGCUGUAACUUUAAACAAAGUAGAACUGAAGUCUAAGAAAUUUGUUUUGCUUGUAGACAAAGAAGCACAAAUGAAAAAGGCCAUUGCAUUAACAUUGAAGAAAGAGGAACAGGCAAAACAAUCUCUUGCACAAUUUUAUGGAGUUUUACUGUUGGGUUUAGGAUUAGAAGAUGCUCAUCAUAUGAACUGUGGAAGGAAACGAAACUCAGCCGGACAUAAAGAUCGUAAUCUGUAUGAGAAUUUAUAUAGUUUUGCUGAGUUAGUAAGUUGGAUAGCAUUUCGAAGACCUGACAUUACUAUUAUCAAAUGUGAAUUGGGCAGACUACUGCGUUCGCAAACAUUCAAUCCAGCAACAAGACCAAAGCAGGUCCAAGAAAUUUACGCUAAAGAUCGCCUGAAAAAUGAUGAUUUUAAAGUUUCUCUUUCUCCAGCCGAAUAUCGAAGGCUUCAACCGAAAAGACCGGCCAUCAAGUCCAUAGUUAAUCAAAGAUCUCCCGUCAUCUCAGCAUUGAUACCAACUUCUAGUGAGGCAGCGAGACAACGUAGAAAUAGACAAGACAAAGAUAUAACGACGGAGUAUAAAUGCUCAAUGGAACGUCCUAAAAAAGUGGGUAUCAUUGGUGAGCCAUUAAUCAGAUUUAAUCCCGAAACUCUGAUCGAAUUGGGGGAUCCAGAAACGAAUCACUCAGAACAACUAAAGGAUGACGCAUGCAGUAAUAAUGAAAGCAAUAAUAUAGCUGCUGAUCAAACUUGACUAAAGAUAAAUUGUUCAAGUGUUGAAAGACAUUUAGUUGAGAUGCAAUGUUAAUGAAACUCCCGCCAUUUCCAGUGAUGUCAUGAACGUUCCAACAUACAACCUUUCUACGACGGCAUCUUUUACAGUCUCUUUUCAAAACCGUAAUAGUUCCAGUUAGUGAACGUGUAUAUGGUCAGUAUGCGCAUAGUCACGUGGCUCUACUUUACUUACCCAAGUAUUUUACAGCAUCUUUGCAACAAUAUAAAAGUUCUAUGCCGUAACUCCGAGAUUGUUCACCAUCACACCAAUUUUAUCAUCUCAAAGACAAACAUACCUUGUAUGUUUUAUUCAAUUAACAUUGAUCUAGCUUACAAACAGAAUUUAACAAGAUACAAACACACUUUUUCUCAAACAAAACUUGGCAGAGUUCUUUUUAUCCUCCGUGCACAUAUGCUCUAUCAUCAUUUCGACCAAUUCUUUCGAAGUGGAUAGCUUAAUGAUAUGAGUAUAAGGGGAAUUUAGGUGUGUAUGAAUAAAACUAUUUAUUGCAGAUUAAACCAUGAAGUUUUCAUGAA